Aspergillus oryzae RIB40 is the source of this 594-nucleotide messenger RNA. RefSeq lists its product as uncharacterized. Lineage: Eukaryota; Fungi; Ascomycota; Eurotiomycetes; Eurotiales; Aspergillaceae. Bases 1 to 594 code for a protein of 197 amino acids. The transcript is spliced from 2 exons. The record is from RefSeq and is a predicted model, not a curated record.
AUGGACUCCCACCGAUCGUCAGACGCGCAUCCUCGAGGCUCAACAACCUUGAUGGAGAUACUCCACUGGGAUAAGCUCUUUGAAUCGGAUGCACCCCCCAGACUUGGUAUUGAAGUCGGAAGACGUCUGCCUUACACUGCCAUGUCGGCCUUCUCAGUUGGUAUGGUCAUCGGGUCGUCUCAUGGAAGUAAAAAGUCAGCAUAUCGCUUCCGUGCCGAAAACGCUCAUCGCUUUCCCACGACAUCGACCGGAUGGUUUCAAUACCACAAAACGAAGAACUACACGGCAAUUGUUGGGGGAGUAAAAGAGGGAAUGAAGAUGGGAUUAAAACUAGGCUUCGGCGCACUUGCAUUCUGUCUAUUCGAAGAAACAGUGGAUUAUGCCCGGCAUGACCGGAGGGACUUCCUGUCUACAGUGACAGCUGGUUUAUCAUUCUCUGGCAUCUACAGUUUAUUAGCUGCUCGCACGACAAAACUGGGGCUGAAGCUGAGUCUGGUGUACGGACUUAUGCAGGACGCUCUAGAAUCCCUGAAGGGCAAUCGACCUGCUUACGUUAAUUUCCUUCUGGGAAAUCGCCGAUCGAAGACGGAAUGA